Messenger RNA from Sus scrofa (pig), 2903 nucleotides. The record is from RefSeq and is a predicted model, not a curated record. NCBI's taxonomy places the organism in Eukaryota, Metazoa, Chordata, Mammalia, Artiodactyla, Suidae.
AUACCAGCAGAGAGCAAUGUUACAGAUGUAGGAAGCAUCUAAGAUACCUCAGAGGUUAGAGAAAGACUAGCGACUCCUAUUCUCAUCCCACUUUGAUUCCCAUACUCAUAAAUCCUAUCUAUAGGAGAAAUGGGAUGAUGUAUUAGUCACUCAUCUAGAAUAUAUACUGCAUCCUGGACAAUAUACAGCUCUUUCCUACAAGGUGUAAACCAGUUGGCUCCAUAACUGAGUUUUUAAAAGACCAACUGUCUAUAAGCAUGCUUGCUGCAAAUCAGUGAUGCUAUAUGGAAUAUCAUGAAGGCAAAAAAGGCAAGUUAUACAUCCAAGUAUGGUAGUUUGGGAAGAAGCAUUGUGGAAAGGAAGGCAUAUCCAAGUCCAGAAUAAGUGCCAUCGACGGGCAGUUUUUGAGGCUUUGUGUAGUGAGUCUGAUACAAGGCAGCAAUGAUGCGAUGACGUAGGGAAAAGACGGUGAGGGGGGAGGGGUGGGGACAGGCGAAAGUUGGCAGUGACGGCGGCGCAGUGGGAAGAAGAGCUGAUUUAGAAACAGGCAAGAUGUGGUCCCUCUCUCCCCGCGGUAGCUGCAGUACCCGCUUUCUGCUUUUACUCUUUCAAGCUCUGCUUUUUCCUGCCAUGCUGCUCUUAACAGCCGCGGUCUAUGUAAAUGACACUGACAUUGCAGAGACCCUGCCACGGAGCAAUGCGUGGUCUAGGCUGCCCUUCACCCUGGUGGGCCGAGUGUAAGGUCAAACACCUGGGGGCGGGCAGGUGACUAGUGCAGUCCGCCGCCGCCGCCAGGCAGAGGCCCCGGGGGGCAGGUGUGGGCGCGCGGGGGCGGAAGCGAGCCCUUUAAGGCAGCGGCGCGGCGGAAGCGCGUGGCCGCACGUGGCCCACUGGGUGCCCUCGGCCGAGCUGCGUGGCCAUGGACAUAGGCGCCGACGAGUUCGAGCAGAGCCUCCCUCUGCUGCAGGAGCUCGUCCUGGGCGCGGACUUCGUGGGUAAGGCGCUGGGAUUCCAGGCCGUGUCGUGGGACCCCCCUGGCCGCCAAGCCUGCGGUCUGGACAUAGAGUUCACGGGCCUUCGUUCUAACCUGUCUGGGCCCCAGCAGAUCAGUCUUUUUGACUUGCCAUCGGAAUGGUAUCUAAAGACCCGCCAGAGUGUUCAGCAGUUCACAAUCUGUCAGAUUGGGCUGUCUGUGUUUUCCAGUAUUGAAGGCGAGUCAAACAAGUAUGUCGCCCAUUCGUGUAACUUCUUUCUCUUCCCUACAACGUUUGGGAUUUUGGAUUCGGAAUUCUCUUUUCAGGCCUCGAGCGUUCAGUUUUUGAAUCAGUACGGCUUCGACUAUAACAAGUUUCUCAAAAAUGGAAUCCCGUAUAUGAACGAGGAGCAGGAGAAGAAGAUCAGACACAACAUCCUGACCGGGAACUGGAGAGUCCGCAGUUCUCUGGAUAAAGACCAGAUCAAGGUGGUGAUUGAUGAGGUGACACGCUGGCUGGACCUGGCAGAGGAAGGCGACUGGAUGACCCUCCCCGGGAUCACUGGCUUCCAGGCCUUCGAGGUCCAGCUGGUGCUGCGGAAGGCCCUGCCCAACAUCUGGACGGUGCUGAGAGACCAGGGGGUGAUAGUGAAGAAAGUCAGCAAACAGCAUCGCUGGUAUCUGGAGAACACCUCCUGUGACCGGGAGAGCUGCUGGAAGGAGAAGAUUCUCCUCUCCGCCAGGGGUUUCUCUGUGUUUUUCCAGAUGCUGGUGAAAGCCCAGAAGCCCCUGGUGGGCCACAACAUGAUGAUGGACCUGCUGCAUCUCCACGAGAAGUUCUUCAGGCCUCUCCCAGAAAGCUACGAAGACUUUAAGCUGAACAUCCACAACCUGUUUCCGAUUCUCAUUGAUACCAAGAACGUGACGAAGGAUGUCUGGAAGGAACUGAGCUUCCCGAGGGUUUCAAAUCUUUCAGAAGUGUAUGAAGUCCUGAACAGUGACUUGAAUCCCACCAAGGAUUCUGGGCCGGUGAUUAUCCACGCAAGCAAAUGUGAAAAGUAUGUGGAGACCAAGUAUCCCCACGAGGCAGCUUACGAUGCCUUCCUCUGCGGAUCAGUUCUUUUGAAAGUGGCACACUUGCUGCUGUGGAGAGUUCAUGGCGCCGUCCCCAUCCCUGAGCCCUCCUUCCCGCUCUACCUCGAUGUGCUGGCGCCCUAUGUGAACCAGGUGAACCUUAUCCGAGCCGGGGUCCCCAAGAUCAAUUUCUCUGGUCCGGACCACCCCAGCAUCCGCCCCCCCACCCUCAUCCUCAGGGUCAGGAGGUGGCCCGAGGUCAGCGAGCAGCAAAUCUACCGCGAGUUUCAGAAUCUCUGCAAAUUUGACGUCCGGAGACUCACCCGGAGCCAGUUCCUGCUCUUGACCAAUAAGUUUAAGGACGCCCGGAGCAUCCUGAAGGAGUACAGGUGCCACCCCACCCUGCAGGUCUCCCUGUACCGCUACUGGAGGCACUCCCCGGACGUCACCUGCUUGUUAGAAGUCUGUGGCGUCGUCAUCGCCUGGGCCUUGAUGGCGUUUCUUCUGGGAAGACCUCGCCCCUGAGGGCAGCAGUGUGGCCCGCAGCUCCAUCCCGUCUCUGCUCGGCCCGGACAGCCGUCCUGGGUUUUGUUUGUUUAAAUCGUCUCCUAUUGCUGAUCUGUAUGCUCCUUAUGGGAGUUUCGUUAAGUUUUGAGUGUGAAAUUCUGUAAAUAUCAUCUGUGAUAAAUCCUUUGCAGCCAAAACUUUUCUUUCUAUAAAUGAUUGGGAAGACAUCUCCGCCUCUGGGAGUUUAGGCUAAUGUUCCAGAGUUGUAUUCUUUUCCCACCCCCCCCCCCUUUUUAGGGCCGCACCUGCGGCAUAUGGAAGUUCCCAGGCUAGGGGUCGAAUUGGAGCU